GCAGUGCAUGAGUGGUCAGAAACCGCUGAAGAAGGGAAAGCCUUUCGACGUCAUCUAUUGGUUGACAUCUUUACUUCCCUGUGUAGCGGUACCAGAAACACAAGCAUGGCUCUUCACCGGUUAUUCCAGCUGUCCUCUCUCCUCCGCUCGGCGCUGUCCGUGACCCUGCGGAGAAACAUUGGGAUCUCCGCAGUGCUUUUCAACCGGGCCAAGGACAUGGACCCCGUCCAGAAACUGUUCCUUGACAAGAUUCGCGAUUACACCACCAAGAGCAAGGCCGCAGGUGGAGUGGUAGAUGGUGGGCCAGUCUACCAGAAAAAUGUGUCUGAGGAGGUCACCAAACUACAGAGGCUAUAUGGAGGUGGAGACCUCACCAAAUUCCCAGAAUUCAAGUUCCCUGAACCCAAACUGGAUGAGGUUGCCAAGUAAAGUCUGUCCACUCUGCACUACUCGUUCCGGUUUCUUUCUGUUCCAACAUUAACCAGUUGAAUAUUUAAUAAAUGAUCUUGAGAACAAG
This is a messenger RNA of Alosa alosa (allis shad), 517 nucleotides long. It is a transcript of the gene atp5pf, whose product is annotated as ATP synthase peripheral stalk subunit F6. Gene Ontology annotation, molecular function: proton transmembrane transporter activity. The coding region runs from base 106 to 429 and encodes 107 amino acids. The transcript is spliced from 4 exons. Gene Ontology annotation, biological process: proton motive force-driven ATP synthesis. Lineage: Eukaryota; Metazoa; Chordata; Actinopteri; Clupeiformes; Clupeidae. The record is from RefSeq and is a predicted model, not a curated record.